UCGCACACCUAGACGCUGCAGCUUCAAAGACAUAAGACAUGCAGAGGAGGAUCGACCGAUCCCUUCCACAAUAAUCCCCGACAAUCGGAGAGCCGCGGCUACGGACAAUGAUAUUGGGUCUCUGGUGGGCGUGGGGAAGCUCGAUCGCGAAGCUCUCGUCGACAUGGAUCGGCUCCUGAACGCAGAUGGCGCAGAUACACUCACUCAAGUGAAGCCGGGCUUCAACUACGAAUUUCUAAUCUUUCUGAUCGUUUCCGCAAUCCUCGCCAUAUUCUUCUUGCUGUACUUUAACCGACUGUUCGGCUCUGUCGUGUCUUAUGUGAUUCGGACUUGGACAUGGCAUCGAUACCACAUAUAUCUCGACAUAAAGGCGCUUCAAGUAUCUCUUUUGGCUGGUCGAAUAUUCUUUAUGGGUUUGCGAUACCACGGCGCGAACGAAACGUUUUGUAUUCAACAUGGAGAUAUUACCUGGAGAUAUUGGCUGCGUCGUGUUAGAGAGGCUGACAUUUUCGCGUCGGAUGGAGAAGGGGAGAUACGGGAAUCAGAAAGACAGAAGAAUGCAGCGUUGCCAUGUCGGAUAAACGUAAACCUUGUUGGUGUGGAGUGGUUUGUCUAUAACCGCAGUCCAGCAUAUGAUUCGGUCCUUGCCGGUAUCAUCGAUCCAACUUCCUCUAGCUCAAGCUCGAGCGUUGGGGGGACGGAUGAGAAAGGAGAUACAGGAUUACGACCGCGGAAGACGAAUCAAGAAGGUUUAUCCGAACGAGACCGAGAUUAUACACCCCCCGAAAAGAGCAAUAGGGCAUUGAAUGGAAACGGGAACCCUGAAAUAGGAAGUCGGCCCAGCACUGGAUAUAAAAGCAAGAGUAGCGAUGAGGGCCCAGACCACGAAAGUUCAGAGCUACCUUUUAUUCUCAAACUAUUUCCCAUCCAGAUCGAAUGCCAGAAAGCUGCGGCAGUGUUUGGAAAUGAAAACACCAAAGCAGUCCUAAUCGUGAAAGCCGACUCUCUUUUCGGAGAUGUUGAUGCUUUAGAGACAAAAACUGUGGAUCAAUACAGGCAGGUAAUCAAGGUUGAACUGGAGCAUCCCGUGGUGGAAAUGCUGGAUAACCCGGACUAUAAAGAAGACCAGGCCGCACGAGCUAAACGGGAGCGAGAGAACGUUCCCCAAGAACCACAGCAAGUUCCAAGGAAGUCAUAUUUCCGCCAACAUAGACGCAAAGCGCUGAGCUCCUUGCGAAACUUGGUGCCCUAUUGGCGAAGAUCUGUCGAGUCGUUUUCAAGUGACGCUCGGGCUGGAGGGGGUGCUGUGCCAGCCCAAGUUCCUGGGGCCGUCCAAUGGCAAGGCUUGUCACGGUAUCUCGAUGAUCAGGACAUAGAUGAUAAAACUCGCUGGUCCUCUGUUGAGUAUGCCGCAGUAUCAACCGUCCUCGAUAGCCCAGCCUGUCAACUGACUGUAUACUGGGAUGCUGUCAGCAAGGUAACCAAUGAUGCUCAUCGCCAGAGACAAAUGAACCCAUCUUUAAAUAUCAAUGGGGCAGAGCCACCGGCCUGGGGAGUACAUUUAUCGGUGAAAGGAGGGACCAUGAACUACGGGCCAUGGGCCGAUCGGCAAAGGGCUGAUUUGCAACGUGUUUUUGUGCCUUCGCUCUCCAAGGAUGGCACCGCCACCGGACCGCUUCCAGCUGGAGCAUGGAGAGUGGCUACACAGUUUGACUUGCUGGUAGAACUGGACGAUACAGUUACGCUUCGCAUUCCCAUAAGGGAAGAGUCUAAAAACUGGCGUUGGCGUGGUAAAGAGCCGCCACUAGUCAAGCAAGAAACGACUCGCAACGCACGCAAGCAUUGGAAUAGGGGCAAGAAAAAUUCAAAAAGCGAAGCGGUCCAGCUUCGCCCUUCCGGUUGGCUUGAAUUCAAGCUUCCUCAAAACUCGACUAUAAGAUAUUUCAUGGACAUGGUGGCCAGUUCAUCUGGCUAUAAAAACAAGCUAGCGGUUCACUUGCCCAGCACUGAGCUGCGGAGCAGCAUCAAUCAUGAUGUACUCUGGCGGUCUGGUCCCCAGCAGAUUUCCUGCGAUCUUUCAAACCCCCUCUCAUGGAAUACGCUGCGCAACUGGAAUUUUAACAUAGCAUGUGAUGGAAUGGAUAUGUAUCUCCUGAGGGAUCAUAUCUUUUUGAUCGUUGACUUGGUUGACGACUGGUCAGCAGGCCCCCCUGCCGAGUAUCUUGUGUUCACGCCCUUUUUAUACCAUCUUCAUCUCAGUUUGCGAAAUGUGAAAAUCUAUCUCAACGUUAACGAUGAGAACAUUAUCGAUAAGCCAACUGACAUGGACGAAAACACGUUUCUUAUUCUCUCUAGUCCCGAAUUGAAAGCCGAAACCUGUAUACCUCUUGAUAAUUUCCGACCAAGCAGGAACAGUAUUCCUUUCGACAUACGGACUGAAACCCUUGACUUGGCACUGCACGCUUCUGAGUCAAAUACGCAGGCGACGUUCCUGAAAUCCAAAGAAUUAGGACACAUUGAAGGCCUAGCAGUCGUUGGAAGUUAUCAGUAUAAUGCAACAACCUCCCCCGCUAAUACAGAUACUCUCGAGUUGAAUAUCCAUGCUCAGUCACCCUCCGUUUACCUCUACGGCUUCGUGGUUCGAUACUUUAUGCUACUUAAAGACAACUAUUUUGGCGAGUAUGUACAUUUCAGAACCCAGGAGGAAUAUCAGGAGCAAUUACAAGCGAAGGCGCAAAAUCCAGAUGCUGAGCCGGCUAUUCGCCCCCCAAACAAGAAAUCCAAUGAUCUUGACGUGAUAUUGGCCAUCAAAUUGGACGACCCUCGCCUCUUGAUUCCUACAAAUAUUUACUCCUCGAAGUGCUAUAUCCAGGGUGAAUUGGCCUCUUUAUCACUGGACUUGCGUUUUACAAAUUACUAUAUGGAUAUGGAACUUGAUUUAAGUCCAUUAUCACUGUCUUUGGGCAGCUCAGAGAGCAAUUUGGAUUCUCCCAGUGUGUCAACUGCUGAUACUCAACUAUUUGUCGAUGGCGUCCGAGUAUUUGGCCACCGCACAUUUGGCUUACCUCCCUCAGAGCCAACAUACCUUUGUAACUGGGAUGUUUCAGUUGGUGCAGUCGCUGGAGAGUGCACAACUGAUUUCGUAGCCGCUUUGACCAAAGCAGGACCGGCAUUUGGGUUUACAUUUGAUGAUGUGGAAAACGCCGUGGUGCCAUAUUCUUCGUUAAUUUUUUACGACGUGACGUUCGUUCGGGUUGCUGUUCAGUCAGUUCGUCUUUGGAUACAUGUGGAAGAAAGCGUUUUCUGCUUUUCUACCGACGCCAUCGACAUCAACAGCAAUGACUGGGCUCGCUCGCACUAUUCAAAGCGAGCCAACAUACUGAUACCAAACCUCCAGCUAUCAUGCAUAAAUGCAGACUCAGCCGCGAGACACAAGUCACGCCCACAGCAUCCGGUUGAAACUCAGGCAUAUCUAAAAACAGAUAUUCGACUUGCAUCCAUUGGAAGGAAAUUUCAUUUCUCCGAAGAACGCAAAAUUCAGCAAGACCUAAUCUAUCGCGAGGAUCAACGAACAGACAGGACGCCGUUCCUUCUCCUCCCUGGUACAGGCGGCGAUUUAGUUCCCGAACAAGUUGACCCUCCCGCGCAGUGCAUGCCCCCUCCUCCCCCUCCUCUUGCCGAUAUUGAGUACGAUAAGGCCUCAGUGAGCACCCGCUCUCGGAGAGUGACCCGCCAAAGGUCGUUUCUUUCCUUCGUUAGCUCUUCGAGCGAUAGCAGUAUCGGUUUCCGUAACGGUCGCCGCGACAUACAAAGGACAUCACACUUUGGAGGCAGCUUGUCAAUAAGGUCUGCUGCCAUGAUGGGCUCUCGCUCUGACAUGGACAGGUUGGAGGCUGCUUCCCCUGGUAGACGGCCUUCUUUCUACAGCACUGUUGGCGACUUUUCAACAAAAGAGAACGCCGAACAAUCUCAAAUUGCCUUCUCGAGCCAAUAUUUCAACCCAAAUUUUCCUUUGGAAGGAGUCAGGCCCGAUACCAGAGAUGCAACCUUUCCGCCUAUCGACGAAGAAGAUUUCGAGUUUUUUAACCGACUGAAGCUGGAUUUGACCGAUAUCGACCCCAUUGAUCUCAGUCAAGACCACGCCCAGUCAAGUACGAUUAUUGAGUUCCCGUCUGGAAUAAGCGCAUUUGUCACUCCUGAAGCUAUCCGCCAUGUAACUAUCUUAGUGGCGGCGUUACAACCGACUGAACCUGAAGAUGUGCUAGACUCUCUCCAGUCUAGUACUAUUACGGACAUCUUCAAAUCUCGAAAAGAAGCACGGAUUGAAGGAGAAAUGCUUGACUUUAUGGUCAAAUUACCUAGAAUCAACCUCCGGUUUCUCAAUUCGUCGACACUAGAUUCGCCAGAUCCAUCUGAAGAAGAGCUGGAUCAAUAUGACCUAACAAUAUCCAAGGUCUCCGUUGUGACGCGAACUACAAAAGAACAAGGCGUUACUAACUCUAGAACUUCUCUAGACUUACGUCUAGGCUCUAUUGAGGUAUCAGCCUCGGAGCGCCUUUCGUCUGUGCAGAAGCCACAAGCAGCUGUAGUAGUCCACAUCGAUGGGGUGAGGGUCUCCCUAGGAGCUAAAGAAAUCACAUACUUCGAUGCCGACAUUGGCUCAGUCGAGGGAAGAACUGCGUCAGGCAAGAUCGAGUAUUUGGCCUCUUUGAUUCAUCGUACAGGCAAUGUUGCUACUGAGCUGGAGCGGCUCUUGACAGAGGUCAAUCAGCGCCAUUCUACGCGCGUUAGAUACUUUGUACUACGCCUGUUGCAGCUAGGAGAGGCAACCAAUGAUCCUCCAUUCCUUAUACGACCUUCGGCUGUUCUUAGAUCUGCAAAUCAACAUUUGAGAACAGUAGAUUCUUGGAAAAUGAUCAUACGACUUCGUCAAAUCUGGGAUACGAAAAAUGAGUUAGAGAAAUCUCGUUUAAUCCAAGAAUGUUGGGGUGAAUCGCCCACUCUUCCACCUGAUGCAGUUCAACGCGUGGUGAAUUCCUUUGAGAAGUGGAGAAACUGGGAUUUGGAAAACGUUUCACACGCUCUCCUCCUGAAGAAAAUAUUUGGUGAUAUAGGAGCUGAUGACCAAGAGGACGAAGAAGUAUACCCUCUCUUAGGUGCUUGUAAGCUUGGCAGCAUUUGCCUCAUACUCGAUCCGGGCCCAAAGCAAAACAGAAUUGGUCUUGUCGAACUCAGUGCAAGGGUCGAAAGAAAACUGGGGGAUCCUACUACCGCUGUCUUGGGGACAAUACCUGUGGUUGUUUUGAAUAUAUGCUGUGGCGAUGCUCUAAUCAAUUUGAACUGGGAACUUUGUGUUCUUGCCGAUGAUGUUUUGCGGUUAUACAACAGAAGCCAGAGUCGGGCCCCCCCACCCUUUCAGAAACCAGUUCUGGAGGCCAUGAGGCCGCAAAAGAAGCCAUUAGCAGCUUAUCAUCUUGCUCUUGAGCUCAUCAAGGGUUCUAUUGAACUCGAAACGGUCAACUUAAGCGCGAAGACUCUGGGUGACGGGCUUAAAGCUUCCUUGCUCACUUUUAAUACGAGUGAUGGCGCAACCCUUACGAGCUUGAUGAUAAAUGGUGAAGCUGUCACUUCCAUGUUACAUAGCCAUUCACAUCCCCUCGGCGUUUCCCAGUUUCGAAGACCAAGUUUAUGCGUUUCUCAUGAACUAAAGACAGUCGAUGAGGUGCCGGCGCACAAAGUCAAAGCGACGGCCAGCAGCCAAGGCCUAACAUUUACCGUGAAGCAAGACCCUAUUGGUCUCAUGGAAGUUCUUGAUCUACUCUUUAGAGACGAGAUUGCUCAGCUCUAUCGUUUGAAAACACAGCUUCCUGAUUUGUCAAAGGCUGAAUCUCAGACUGAAACGGCUAAUCGCCCGUCAAACUUCAGGAUUAAUAUUGCCACUUUCAUAGAUGCUUACGAAAUUAGGCUUCCCUUGAUACCAGCUCUCACAUAUCAAAUCUCUGGUGUUGUCGCGCGGGCGGCAUGUGCGGCAGACUCUUCCAAAGAAAUCAUUUUUGACUUUGACAUUAAAGAAAACUCCCAUGAGAUGCAAAUAAACGUCAAAAAUGAAUCUCGUACCAUCUCUCUUUUACAAAUACCACCUACAAAUGGACGCAUCACAAUGAGCCAAGGACAGAAGGCAGAGAGUAUACUGAACGUGCUCUGCUCAGUUGAAGUCAUGCGUUUGGAUGCAUCGGCUAUAUAUAAUCUCCUCACGGCACUCAAUCGACCACAGAUCUCUACUGCCAUCGAAGAGAUACAACUACAAUCCAAAGCCAUCCAAGAACAUAUUGAAGAUAUCUUUGGGACUAGCGAGACGAAAGAAAGUCAAAAUCCCAGCUCGAAUAUGGUAUACGCCGUUCAUCUUACUUUGGAAGGACUACAAAUUGCAUCGAAGACGGCGUUGAAGUCCGAAGCUGGAUCAAUGGCGCACGUACUCUUUUUUAUGGAUAAAGCUUAUUUGCGAGCGUCUAACCGCCAUGAAAUACACGGCCCUAUUCUCAAAUAUCCUGAGAUGCAUUUGAAUCUCAGACAUGUUGGGUUUGAUAUCCAAAGAGGAACGGAAGAUAAUAUGAGGUCAUGUGGUAAUUUCGGCGCAAGCUUUACAAUAUCUGCCAACUCAAGUCCUGGAGAUGAUGGAAAAGACGAGUGGUCAUUCAACUUCAGGAGUGAUGAGUUUGACGUAAAUUUAUCGCCAAGGUCGACAUCCACAGCUGUUGAUGUGCUGGGUUAUCUAGGGACCAAGAUAAAGGAUUUGGACACAUCGCGAGAAUUAGAAUACCUAAGAAGGCUCAGACAAUCCAAGCCACGAAUUUCUAUCAACGAUGACGAGGUCUUACCCGAGUAUACGGACAUUCUCGAAUCUAUUUUGGGAUCAGUCGUGUAUCGGUUCGAACUGCGAAGCAUUCGUGCUUCCUGGAACGUUGCGGAUGAUAGUGGACAUCAAGCGAGCGACGAGGAGGAUCUAGUGCUAUCUAUCAGACUAAUUGAGUUCGGCACGAGGACCAAGAGAUCUGCACGAUUGGCCAUAGAAGACUUUCAACUUCAAACGGUGCCACCCGGUCAUGACAGGAAUUUGAGAUCUGUACACUCGGCGCUUCUUCCUCAGGUCAUUUUCAACAUUGCCUACUUCUCUACGGUAGACGCUCGCCGGUUGGCAUUCCAGGCUGCGGGUGAAUCCUUGGAUCUCAGAUUGACAUCAGCUUUCAUUGUCCCCGCAGCCAACUUGGUGGAAUCAAUAUCGUUGUCAGCAAAGAAUGUGCAAAAGGCAUCCGUACAAUGGAAUAACGAGGCAGCACAGAGCAAUAAGAAGCUUGAAAGCGCAUCCAAACCCAAGCCUUCACGAAGCGCCUUUGGUAACAAACGGCUUGAGAGCUUACUCAUGGAUGCCGAUUUUGCAGGCGCGGUUGUUUACGUGUCAAGCGCGAAGUCUGCUCGUGACGCUGCACGGCUUUCACGAAACGGCCGCCGACCGUCCCUGGCAGGCAAAUAUGGCCAGUUCACAACAGAUGACUCAGGAAGCGGCGCAGUUUUGCGAAGCCCUGGGCUUGCCUGGAAAGCUGAAUACCGGGACAAUGGCCGAGAUGAUCCUGCACUAUCGGGUGAAGUCAAGAUUGAUGCUUCGAGCAAUAUUCUAUACCCAUCAGUCGUUCCGCUCAUUAUGGAUAUUGUGACUAGUGUGAAGGAGGUAGUGAGUGACGAUACCGAUAGUGAAUCAGCCUCAAAGCCCGAACCGCCAAAGCUGAAACCAGAGAAGUCUGGAGAUGAGGAUAAUAUCCUUACUGCAGACCCCAGCGCGGUAUUGGGUCGUGUCAAGUUAAACUUGGGCCUACGUAUCUGCAGACAAGAAUUCUCAUUGAGUUGCCAGCCUAUAGCCCGCGUUGCCGCUACGACGAGCUUCGAAAGUGUUUACUUUACGCUCAACACAGUCUCUUCACAAGAGUACGGAAACUUUUUUGCCAUAUCUGGCGUUCUUAACAAACCACAAGCUUCGGUACAGCAUGUGUACUCAAGAGAGUCAACUGCAAGCUUCGAGGUUGAGACUGUAACACUUUCAUUUAUGAAUAGCAAGCACGUCAGCGGCACAAGCGGCGUUUCCGCUAUCCUAAGUGUAAGCCCCAUGAAAAUUUCUGUCAACGCCAAGCAGGUACAAGACUUUUUACUGUUCGAAGAAAUCUGGUAUCCUAAAGAUUUGAGAAAUGCAAGCACAACGCCAGUGCCAAAGCUAGCUACAGAAACAUCACAAGGCCAUUUGGUUCAAAGGUAUCAGCAAGUGGCGGCCACAGCAGCUUUUCCGUGGACGGCGACGAUAUCCAUCGCCGCCCUGGAUGUCAGUGUUGAUAUGGGGCAAGCGAUAGGCAAAUCCGUCUUUCAGAUUAGCAAAUUUUGGGUAUCGUCUAAGAAGACAUCUGAUUGGGAGCAGAAUCUAUGUCUCGGCUUUGAUAAGAUUGGCAUCGACUGUACCGGCCGCUUGAGUGGAUUCAUUGCUCUACGGCAUUUCAGAUUACGGACCUCAAUCCAUUGGCCGAAGCGAGAAAAAGCACUGAAUGAGACUCCUCUGAUCCAAGCGUCUAUUGCCUUUAACGAGCUACGUAUCAAGGCGGCAUUUGAUUAUCAAGCCUUCUUAAUUGCAGACAUCACCUCGUUGGAAUUCUUGAUGUACAAUGUGAGAGAGGGUAAAGAUAGCAGCGGAGACCGUCUUGUAGCAAUAUUCGAUGGUGAUGCCGUGCAAGUAUUUGGCACUGCGACAUCAGCCGCUCAGGCUGUCUCUCUUUACCAGGCUUUUACGAAGCUAAUGCAAGAGAGGCGAGAGAAUUUUGAGUCAUCGCUCAAGGAGAUUGAGAAGUUUAUGAGGCGGAAGUCUUCAGCGGCGCGCCAAUCGAUUUCAGCCGCGACGAGAACUCCCAAGCUACCGACGGAUGACACCAUGUCCAAAUCUCCAAUUUCUCUGGACACAGAUGUGGUUGUAACGCUACGUGCACUCAAUCUCGGAGUGUUCCCAAACACAUUUUCCGAUCAUCAGGUAUUCAAGAUGGAGGCCCUGAAUGCAUACGCGCGAUUUGCCGCGAGCAUCGAGCAACGACGAAUCCAUAGCAUGCUGAGGAUGACCCUGGGACAGCUUCGAAUUGGAUUGGCAGGUGUCAGGAACAUUGAAGCGCCCAAGGCACUUGGUGAGAUGUCAGUGGAAGAUGUGGUCCAGCGGUCAACGGGGUCCCGAGGUGGUACAAUUCUCAAAGUACCGAGGGUUGAAGCGGCAAUGCAGACGUGGCAGACGCCAAAUAGCAAUCAUAUUGAUUACCUGUUCAAGAGCGCCUUUGAAGGCAAGGUCGAGGUCGGAUGGAACUAUUCUCGCAUCAGCUACAUACGCGGCAUGUGGGCGAAGCACAACAAGUCGCUAGAAGAGACAUGGGGCCGACAGCUGCCCCUUACAGCAGUCAAGAUUACCGGAGUACCGGAAGCUGAAGAAGAACAGCGAGAAGGUGGCGAGCAGCAGAAGAUUACGGCCGAGGUCAAUGUGCCACAGUCCAAGUAUGAGUAUCUCGCUCUGGAGCCUCCCAUCAUUGAGACGCCACAGCUGCGAGACAUGGGCGAGGCCACGCCGCCGUUGGAAUGGAUUGGCCUGCACAGAGAAAGACUGCCGAACUUGACUCAUCAGAUUGUUAUUGUGUCGCUAUUAGAAUUGGCAGGAGAGGUGGAAGAUGCAUAUUCGCGGAUUUUGGGAUCGUCCUAGAGGCGCCGGCGUGAGUCACCCGAGGGCUGAGGAGCUUAAUAUAAGCAAAGGAGUAUGGCGUAACAAUCCUGUUUCUUUUCUUCUUUCCGUUCUUGUUUUUUCCGAUUCAAAAUUUGGCCGGCGAGUGACUAGUUGAUAUGAUAGAAUGAGGAGACUCUAUAUAUAACAAUACCGAACCAUGAUUGAAGUGAGUCAAUGGCCAACAUGUGGCCAACAUGUGGCUGAGACAGUUGACCUAUGAAGAAGCUCUAGAGAGCUCAAGCUACAGGGACUUGGCAUUGCCCAAAAUCGCCUGUGGUUAAAGUACUUGCGGUACGUACCGCGACAUGGACUGCAAGGCAGUUUAGGCGGCGUGAGCAAGCGGCCAAUCAGCGAGGCACGGCUGACAGCAUGAGCGUGAAGAUGCAGAAGCCCACUUUGCCCCUCCUUCAGAGCUCCAUUUUUGCUGCGGAUCAAUCGCAGCAAGUUUUUCUUCUUCUGGC
Messenger RNA from Trichoderma asperellum CBS 433.97, 10251 nucleotides. RefSeq lists its product as uncharacterized. Gene Ontology annotation, biological process: fermentation. Gene Ontology annotation, cellular component: membrane. Lineage: Eukaryota; Fungi; Ascomycota; Sordariomycetes; Hypocreales; Hypocreaceae. The record is from RefSeq and is a predicted model, not a curated record.